AUGUUCCGAACAGAUCUGCGUGCGCCUGCCCAUGCGCGCCCAGCUCUUGUCCAGUUUAUCCUGCGUGUCCACCCGUGCAGAGGUGUUCCGAACAGGAGCGUCAAUGUUCCGGAAAACGGAGUCUACAUCGUAGAUUCCGGUCUGGAAACGCACAAGCAUAAGAUAUGGGCAAGGGAAAAACGCAAUGUCCUGAAUGAGGUCGUGAAAGUCGAUGCAAAAUGUAACAGCGAAGAACUAAGGUCCAUUAUCAUUGAGAGUAUUGAUCGCGUCACGUCAAUGUCAAAGCGACGCAUCCAAAUAGAAGCUGAGAAACGUCUUGGAGGAAGGUACAAUGUGAUCUGCGCUCGUGGCGACUUCUCCUACAUUACAAAUACGGAGGAAUUCUGUCAACAAACAGUUGGAGACGUGACUUGCUAUGCGUUCAAGCAACUAUCAGAAGUUAUGCGUGCAAGACUGGCAUGA
This is a messenger RNA of Strongylus vulgaris, 462 nucleotides long. NCBI's taxonomy places the organism in Eukaryota, Metazoa, Nematoda, Chromadorea, Rhabditida, Strongylidae. The record is from the annotation of a GenBank genome assembly.